Messenger RNA from Raphanus sativus (radish), 850 nucleotides. RefSeq lists its product as uncharacterized. The transcript has a single exon. The record is from RefSeq and is a predicted model, not a curated record. The coding region runs from base 280 to 747 and encodes 155 amino acids. Lineage: Eukaryota; Viridiplantae; Streptophyta; Magnoliopsida; Brassicales; Brassicaceae.
ACACAUACGCAUAUGAUUGUUAACUUCACGGGCGUUUCAUUAAAUAACCCAAAAUCAGUUUCAGCGCUUUGGCCUUUCAUCUCAACAGUCUCUCCAUUUUCAAACAAACUCUUCAGAUUCUCGAGAAAAAUAUUAUUUUCCCCAGAUUUCAGUUCCUAUCUUUCUCGGAAAAUGGAGUGGUGAUGCACAUUGAGCAAAGACGUGCGGAGAAGACGAAGAAGGCCGAGAAUCAUCUUCUCUGAUUUUGAUUUGAUUUACUUUUUAUCUUUGAUCGCAAAUAUGAAUCCGUCGACUUCUACCGAACCGUCUCUCGGCGAGAAACAACCUAGUCUCCGUCGAAGUCCGUCGACGCCGUCGCUGUGCUGCGGAGGAUCCACCGCGGCUGAGUUCUGCGGUGGCACGACGGCAGAUUUCGCCGCGCUGUGUUGCUGCGGUCCUUGCAGCGUCGUCAGCCUCGUCGUCCUCGCCGUCUACAAAAUCCCUCGCGGACUCUGCCGCCGUAUGCGGCGGAGAGGAAAUGGAGAUUCGAAGCUGAGCAAAGUCGGGAGCUCGAAGUUCGCUGUUCAUCCGAGCAAAGAAGAGGACGAAGAUCUGGAUAAGCUAGCGAUGGAACUGAAGGAGGAAGGAGAAGAGGACGACGAGGAAGCGGUGGCGUUAGAGAAAGAGAUGUGGAACAGAUUUUACAGCGGUGGUUUCUGGCGCAGCCUUUCGCAAGCCGAAACGGCGUCGUCUCCGAAAGCUGAGUAGAGAGAAUCAGAUUCCCAAGUGUAUAUAGGAUAACAGUGUGAAAUGUAUAUGCCUCUUGUUCAUGUACAUUUUUUUUCUGAAAAAUAAUACAUGAUUAGUAACU